GGGGUUUACAUGCACCGUAACCGAGAAGCACGCCAGUUUUUUUAUACGAAUACAUACGAAAAAUAAAAGUGCAUAGGGAAACUAAUUAAUCCCCCAAUUAUUUAUUUUUCUUUUUCGGAUGUAAGUAUUUCUGAUAUUCUCAUGGAUGAGCUGCCUAUCAUUAGAAUUCUAAUUUACUCACAUCACAAGAAGAAAAGAAAAGAUGUCUAACAAUGCAGCUGAUGAAAAUAUUUCUGAGCAGUCGCCGCCGCAGUCCCAGGGCUACCCAAAAGUGCCUCUCUCUUACCCUAAACCCGAAGCUGAGUAUCAAGAAAUUGUUCAAAAUUCUCAACUUUUCUGGAACAAACUCCAGCAAUUCUCCGCAUCAUUGCCUACCAAUUUCCAGAUCCCUCUUGUAGCAGGAACACCACUAGAUCUACAUCUUCUUUUUGUUGAGGUUACAUCUCGAGGUGGAAUAGAAAAGGUUAUUAGAGAGCGAAAAUGGGCGGAGGUGAAAGGAAUAUUCAGAUUUCCAUCUUCUGUGACCAGUGCUUCAUUUGUCUUGCGGAAGUACUAUCUAUCCAUGCUUUAUCACUUUGAGCAGGUUUAUUACUUUCGGAAAGAAGAACCCUCUGUUUCUGUGGCUGAUCCUACAAAUAGAAAUGUCAGCGACUCUGCAGCUGAACAUGCUAAUGGUGAUUGUGCUGCUACAAAUCAAUGUUCAGUGAGUUAUAAUCUGGAGGAUGGGAAUUCACUGGUAGGAACAAUUGAUGCAAAGUUUGAUUACGGUUAUGUAAUCACUGUGAACCUGGGCUCAGAGAAUUUAAAUGGUGUACUGUAUCAUGCGCCUGCAUUACCACAUCAAUUCCAAAAGGUUGAUACUUUGGUUAAGUCCUCCCAACGGAUUAGGAAAAGACAGCUGGCUUUGAAGGACCCCUCUCGACCCAAGUCAAAUCGAAGUGGUUAUAAUUUUUUCUUUGCUGAGCAUUAUGCAAGGCUGAAGCCUUCAUAUCAGGGGCAAGAGAGAGCUAUCAGCAAAAGGAUUGGACUUCUUUGGAGUCGACUCACAGGGGCCGAGAAACAGGUUUAUCAGGAAAAAGGUGUGAUAGAUAAGGAAAGAUACAGGGCUGAGAUGCUGGAAUACAAGACAUCCAAUCCACAACCACAGUAGGCUGAUAUUAUGGGUCAUUUUGUUUCACCUUUCUUUCUUGGUUGGGAUCAUCAAUGUUUUCAUAGGCAGGUUUUGACUUUUGAUGAAUUUGUGGAACUGUUGGGCUCUGGCUUUUUUUUUUUUUUUUUUGGGAUUGGAAAGAGACUUUGGAACAGGUUUGGUAGCAAAGAAGUUUCAUCUAAUUUUCCUUUAUGUCAAUAUAAUGCGUUUAUUUCUGUUUCUUUGGAA
This is a messenger RNA of Capsicum annuum, 1378 nucleotides long. Its product is annotated as high mobility group B protein 10. The transcript has 6 exons. The coding region runs from base 203 to 1150 and encodes 315 amino acids. Gene Ontology annotation, molecular function: DNA binding. NCBI's taxonomy places the organism in Eukaryota, Viridiplantae, Streptophyta, Magnoliopsida, Solanales, Solanaceae. The record is from RefSeq and is a predicted model, not a curated record.